This is a messenger RNA of Owenia fusiformis, 5447 nucleotides long. The record is from the annotation of a GenBank genome assembly. NCBI's taxonomy places the organism in Eukaryota, Metazoa, Annelida, Polychaeta, Sabellida, Oweniidae.
AUCUGUCAAAGUUCAUUGGACACCAUGGAUCUUGAUUAUUUGAUAUCUCCACAUGGGCAUGAAAAUAUGAACAUCUAUGAAGAUGAAAUGGGAGAUGAGACUGAAAUGGAUGAUGCUGAGACAGAAACUGAUAAUGUUGAAUGUCAAGGUUAUAUUUCACCAGGGUCCUCCAUAAGAGAUGUUAAUAUGAGACACUCACAUACACAAUCAAGAAACACAAAUACUCAAAUGAGAUAUCCAUAUACACAACUUGGAUACUCAGAUAAAGAAACAAGAGACUCGAACACAGGAUUAGGAAACUCUAUACAGAGUAACUCAGACAUAAAAACAAAUCUCUUGAAUAAACAACAGAGAAACUCGAAUACACAAUCAAGACACUCAUAUAAACAAGUGGAACACUCAGAUGAAUUAAUAAAACCAAUAGAUGGGAACACUAUAAUAAAUAGUGAAUAUGAUAAACAAUCCUUGAAAAGAAACAGUCCUAAAUUAAAAUGUAGUGUGGCUGUAGGAUUAUCUAUGCAGUUUCAAUCUUCAGCUUGUUGUAGUAGUAGAUUGAGCAAGCCAGACUCUGCUCAAAUGCAAUCACUUGGAGAUUUCCGAAAGACAAAUGAAAAUGUAAAACACAUAUCUAGUACAUCAGAUAAAGAUAGAACUCACCCAACAUUUCAAUAUGUUAAAGGGCUUACACCAUUUUUAAAGAUAAGAGAAAGAUUGUCAAAAUCACAAGGCAGUUAUUUUAAUAGAGUUCCUGAAUCUAACAAAGGAGCACAAGAUCGAACUGCAAAAAUAAUUGAUAGGAGGAGCAAUAAAGGUGAAAAUCAAAUGGAGAACAUUGAGGAUGUGAUGGCUAACAAAGAAGACAGACAUAACAAUAACCCUAGGGAGUAUAGAAAAAGAAGAAAUCAAAAUCAAAACAGCAUUGGAGUAAACAGAUUUGGAAUUGGAAGCAGGGAUAGGUUUACAAGUAAAACUAAAUCUCACCAACAUAGUGAUGAUACAUUGAGUAGUUGCAACAACAGUGAUGACGUUGGUUCCAGGAAAAAGAUUUCAUUACUGAACAGAGCCAAUGAAUCCAAUAUUUUGAACCAUAGGUCUGAAGAUAUUGAAAAUGAGUAUGAAAAGAUACCUGAAUCUUACUUAAGGAAAGAAUCAAGAACUAGACAUAAUGAAGAUAAUGAUAAAGUUAUUAGUUGUAAAGCCAGCAAGAACCAAUGCAUUUUGAAUGAGCAAACAAUGCUACAUGUUAAACCCCUGAUAGAACUCUACAACUCUACAGUCACUACAAGAGGUUCACACAAUCAGUCAGAUCAUAGACAUCCAAAGACAACAUCUCAUAGAGGACAACAACAUGCUGGUAAUCGAACAAGCACAAAGAGAAGAAAAGUUCUAACUAACGAAUCAUUCUUUCAAACUGCUCAAGAUAUUAACUUUGAGGAAGCAAUGUAUAACUUGACAAAAUUGAAAAAGCAGUCAUCCAAACCUAAAGCAAAUAAGCUGCUAGCUGUGGAUUUUAGCAAGUUGCCAGUUACUAACCAUUCAUGCCAAACACUGGCAUGUAUGACAAAGAACUAUCCAAAGCCAAUUAUUUCAACUAUUGCCAACUUAAAAACAGCAUCAAAUAAUUCAGACAGCCAAGCUCCUGGAACGUACAGCAAAUCGUCAAACUGUGAUGAUGGCACAAAACACCUUCACGCUGAUCCAUGUAGCAAUUACCAAACAACAUUUCAUCAAAAGCUAGCUGAGCCAUUAAUUGACACUGUUGGUUCCAGUAACCUCACUGUUGGAGAAACUGAUGUGCCAAAUGAUUUCCAAGAUGUAUUCCAUCUGCCUCCUGAUGGAGAGACUCACAAUAAAUUCUACAAUUUAUCAAAACAAAGUUUUUAUGAUCGUAAUGACACAUUUCCAUUGGCACAUGAAAGUACCAAAUCAUUUCCCUUUACCAGUGAAGUUGCAGAGUCAUUUCACCUAAACAAUCUAAGUGCAUUUGGCAGUGAAACAAUGAAUACCAACAGUGUCUUAUCAAAACUAGUAUUUGACAAUGAAAAUAGCCUACUUAACAAUGUCAUAUCUGGACACUGUGAAACCAUCUUCCCUGAAAGAGUUAAUGUUGUUAACAUUACGGACCCAGUAGCAAGAGAAGAACCUCCACUCAGUGACCCUGUAGAAAGCCAUAAACCUUCUCUGACAAAAUCAGUAGAAAAUCAGGAACCUGUAUUAACAAAGCCAGUAGAAAGGCCAGAACCUCCAGAACCGGUAGAAAUACAAGAGUGUUCACCAGUAAGCUCAUUAAAAAGACAGAAACUUCUUUUAACAAAGAUGAAAGAAAGACAAAAAACUACCCCUACCAUGUAUGUAGAAAGAGAGGAACCAGAAGUAACAAAUUCAGUAGAAAGGCAAGAACCUCAACUUCCUUUUGAAAUAUACAAGGCUUUUCCAAUCCAAGCAACACAAGGGUUCAGCUUUAUAGCAUUCCCAAGUCAACAAACAUCUCAGGGUUUUAAGACUGUGGAACAUGAGAGUUCUAUAGCAGAGAAUGGCAGUUUCACUGACUGUCAAGGUCACCAUUAUCACCAACAGGACCAGCAUCAGCAACAGGGCCAGCAUCACCAACAAGACCAGCAUCACCAUCAGGACCAGGAUCACCAACAAAACCCACAUCACCACCAACAACAACUGCAUCUCCAACAAGAUUGGAAUCACCAACAAGACAAGCAUCACCAACAAGAUAAGCAUCACCAACAAGACCAGCAUCUCCAACAAGAUCAGCAUCUCCAACAAGAUCAGCACCACCAACAAGACCAGCAUUACCAAAAGGACCAGCAUAACCAACAAGACCAGUAUUUCCAACAUGAUCAGCAUCCCCAAGAAGAUCAGCAUCACCUACAAGACAAACAUCAUCAACAAGGUCAGCAUCCCCAACAAGGCCAGCAUCACCAACAACACCAGCAUUACCAAAACCACCAUCACCAACAAGAUCAUCAUCACCAACAAGACCACCAUCACCAACAAGAUGAGCAUCACAAACAAGACCAGCAAAACCCCGAAGAUUCCCAUCUCAAGCAUCUUCAAAAUCAGAAUCCAAACAAACAUGCUCAAGUCAUAGAAAGUGAAAAUGUGAUCGAUAAAAUUGUUGUUCCAAUUGAUCCAGGAAAGGCAUUAGGAGGGUCUAAUGCCAGUAGUAAAGAUGAAAAGGUUUCUGUUGAUGAUGCAUUGAAUGAUAAAGACAAUAAACAAGUUGUGAAUGGUGUGAAUAAUCCAUUGGAUGAUAUAGUUGAUGAUUGUACAACAACCAAGCCUGUUGUAAAUGAAGCCAGUCAUAGUAAAGGCCAGGCCACAUGGAUCUGUCAGCUAGAACCUAAAACAGGUCGGACCAUGUAUGUUAAUUUGGCAACAGGACACUCAUCAUAUGAAAGACCAUUGCUCUCAAACCAGUCAUUACAUAGUUGCCCAAAUAGGCCUUUAUUUUCGAUAGUAGAGAACAAGUCAAUGCAGCGCCUACUGACCCACAAUGCAGUAGAAUUUCUACCGAGAUCUAAAGGAGAACGUAGUUUUGGAAAGAAAAUACAAUGUGGAAUAAACAAUGCUAAAAGAAAUCAGCUUAAGCCAAACAAUGGAACCACAAGGGCUGACAUUAUAGAAGGAAAGAUAGGCAACAAAAGCAUCAAAGACAACAACAUAGAAGAUCAAGAUGAUUGUAGUGACAAAGUGGAUGGGGAAUGUGAAAAGGAAAAUCUUCCUAUUUCACCAGGUCCACAGUGUAUUAAGUCCAUGCUGGAUGAACAUGUUGCUGAGACUGGUGUGCAAGAUACAACAAAAUGGAGAUCAAAUACAGCCAGGGACUGUAUUGUUAAAGAUCUGAUGUUGAACUGGGAGAAUCCAGUGUUCAAGGUCCCAGAACAGAGAGUCCUCAGUGCUCAUAUACAGGACCUUUCUCGCCGAAAUACCAGGACUCUAUCUACCCUGCAAGCCAUAAAGUUCACCAAAUCUCUCUUCACAAAUCUUAAGGUCUUGGGUCAGUUGGACUGUAAGUUUAUAUUGUGUGUGGCAAAGGAGGGUGGGGCUGCCUCUAGAGAGAAUGAACUGAUUGUUGUCAUAGACCAGCAUGCUGCUCAUGAAAGAGUCCGCCUCGAGGACCUUAUAGCAGAAGCCUAUGAAGAGACAGCUGGUUGUAGACAGGUCCGUAGUAGCAAGGUGGAUCCUCCAAUGCAUAUAGACUUUUCCCUCAGAGAUAUUACUUUGCUAAAAACCUUCAAAUCAACCAUGGAAAAUAUAGGUAUAAGAUACCACAGUUUAAAGAAGGGUGCGAGUGGUAUAGAGAUCUCUGGUCUACCUACAUGUAUACUAGAGACUGAAAUGAGUAAGGAGCGCAUCCAGGGUGUCAUAACAGACCAGCUAGAAGUCCUCACUGAGACGCAGGGAGCCUUAGGGACGCUACCAAAGUGUAUCAGUGAUGCUCUGAACUCUCAAGCAUGCCAUGGUGCUAUAAAGUUUGGAGAUGCACUUAGCCUGGCAGAGUGUAAACUGCUUGUUGAUCAGCUGUCUGAGUGUAACCUUCCUUUCCAGUGUGCGCAUGGUCGUCCCUCUUUAAUACCACUCUUAGACCUCACACAUGCUGCAAACACUCUCAGACUACAGCCAGACAAAAAGCACUCAGAGAAGCCAAACAUCCAAAGACUAAAGAAGUGUAUGGAGCAUUCUGAGGCUGAUAUGAACUGAAAAAAUAUCUGCUUAAACUGUUUCCUGUGAUACAGAGAAUAAUAAAGUUGGGCGACUUAAGAUGUAUGAACUGAUAGAAGCUCCAGUUUUAUAUUGAAAGACUGGCGUUUAUUUCUAGAGUUGAAAUGAUGAGUUAUCUGAUUAAAUAUUUAGCUGGAACUAAGAAUGUUUCUUAGUACUGCAGUAGUGAACAUGUUGGGGUUCUCACAGGUAUUUGUAUUCUAUCAGGUAUUUUUAUAAAUCCUUGAUUAAUACAAAAAUCUCCAUAACUGAAUCAUGUUAGACCCCCAUUUGCACACGCAGUUCUGUGUAUAACAUAAUAAAAUGUAAAAGUAUUCUAUUGUAAAUGUAUAUGUAGAAUUAAGACUUCUGUUGACCAAUCUAGUCCAGAAAUAUACUAGUCCCAAAGAUGCCAACUCCAGUUAAAUUGAACUUGUGAACUUUUUCAGGAUUAAAAUAUUCUGGGUUCUGCAAAACAGGUGUUUGCUGUACUUGACCCAGAAUCUUGUUUCCUGUUUAGUGAUUAAAUUUAAAGCCUCGAUGUAUUCUUGUGAUUUAUUGGAACAUAUUUUCAUUUUUUUGAUUUGUUUCAUGUCACAAUGUUUUAGGUUAAACUAGAUUUUAGGUUAAACUAUGUACAUGUCACAUAGCAUUAAGUUCAUUUUUUUAAUCUAAAACAUAUGGUUUUAAGUUAUUUGGAAUAUAAUAUUUUUCUUAUAUGAAAAUAUGGC